Messenger RNA from Lontra canadensis (Northern American river otter), 6825 nucleotides. It is a transcript of the gene GARRE1, whose product is annotated as granule associated Rac and RHOG effector 1. Bases 1296 to 4502 code for a protein of 1068 amino acids. The record is from RefSeq and is a predicted model, not a curated record. Gene Ontology annotation, biological process: Rac protein signal transduction. Lineage: Eukaryota; Metazoa; Chordata; Mammalia; Carnivora; Mustelidae. Gene Ontology annotation, molecular function: CCR4-NOT complex binding. The transcript is spliced from 14 exons.
GAGUGCAGAAUUCGAGCUAGAGAUUACUUGGGAAAAAAUCCAAUUUUCUUAUUAGGAAUAAUUUUGGGAUUAGAUGCCAGUGAGGUGCAUUUAUGACGGGGAAUGUGGGACUACCUGAGUCUUCCCUCACCCCACCCCCAGGUCCCAGAGGUGGAUGCGUUUGCCUGGGAACAGAGGCAGAGGGAAGCUGGCUCGGCUCCCAGACCUGAGUGCUGCAGGCUCUGGUAACCUAGGCAGGGGAGGCAAGGGGAGAGCAACCUCUCCCCAGUUCCCAACGACCUAUCUCACGCCUGGGUCUCAAGGUCGCAGAGAAUGCCGCCACAAUAGCUUUGAGCCCUGUCCUUGCCGGUCUUCCUUCAGCUUGGGGCUGACACAGGAGGGAGUGGCAGGCAGGGAAAUGGGAGGAGCCUUGACCUCCUUCCCCUCUGGAGGACACAGGGCAGCCCUCCUUUUACUUUGUUGCCAGGACCUUGAGAGUCGGGGCCAGAACAGCAGGAAGGAAAUGACUUAGAGGCCUUACAAAUACAUCUGCGAAUUCUUGCUUCAGACUUUACAACUGAGGGCCAACCCAGUCUCAGAAGCACCUCUUAUUACUGUUACAAGGAAACUGCUACCUCAGCAAACAGAAGGAAAGGAGGAGAAGAUUUAGAAUAACAAAUGGCAUUUUUAGGAAAAACACUUGUUUUCAGAAAACAGUAAAGGAAAUUUGGAAAUUUUUCGCAUUGAGAAGAAGAUUUGUGGGUGAAUGGAUUUGGCAGGCGGGCUCUGUCAAACUAAUGCAGUGUUUGAUCUUCCCUCCCAAGGACUUCGUGUGAAGUCACUGUACUGCUUUUUAAAUCGCUGUUGAUCAGCUUGUGGGUUUUGGGGCUCUAAUUUUUCUGGUAUACUGAAGAUACAUUAUAUUACAUUUUUUAAAGUUAAGUUAUUUUUCUGCCAUUGUAAAUACGAGUAUCGAAAUAUUCUUUUGCAAAGCAAUGAUAGGUAAACAUUUUUCUCCGCAAGCAUAUCUUUUUAUUAAGAGAGUGGAAUGCUAACAGUUCUUACACAGCAUUUUGGACACACUUUUAUUUUUUGGUCAGAGGUCCUCCCGCCUACCCUGAAAACAUUCAUCAUCUAAACCUACUGUUCUCCCACCGACGUUGGAUCACAUGGGCUCCUGCCUCAUGGAAAUGCCUUUUUCAAAACUGAGAUUUGCAGAACUUCACUAUUUUUAUACCUAGCUACGGUCUCGGGGGGAAAAAGAGGAAUCCAAACCCUGCCCCACCUGUGGUCCCUGGGACAGCUCCCGCUCCCGCAUGUAUUGCUGCAGUGCCCAGGACAGUAAAAUGGACUAUAAGCGGCGCUUCCUGCUUGGCGGGUCCAAGCAGAAGGUGCAGCAGCACCAGCAGUACCCGCUGCCUGAGCUGGGCCGAGCACUGAGUGCUCCCCUGGCGUCGGCAGCCCCCGCGGCCCCCCUGGGCAGUCUGACCGCCGCAAGCAGCUGCCACCAUGCCGUGCCCCACUCCACUCCCAUCGCCGACAUCCAGCAGGGCAUCUCCAAGUACCUGGACGCCCUCAACGUCUUCUGCCGGGCCAGCACCUUCCUCACGGAUCUUUUCAGCACUGUGUUCAGGAACUCGCACUACUCCAAGGCCGCCAUGCAGCUUAAAGACGUGCAGGAGCACGUCAUGGAAGCGGCCAGUCGGCUGACUUCUGCCAUAAAGCCUGAGAUCGCCAAGAUGUUGAUGGAACUCAGUGCCGGGGCGGCAAACUUUACAGACCAGAAGGAGUUCAGCCUCCAGGACAUUGAGGUGUUGGGGCGAUGUUUCUUGACAGUGGUGCAGGUCCAUUUCCAGUUUUUGACCCAGGCCUUACAGAAGGUCCAGCCCGUGGCUCACUCCUGCUUUGCCGAGGUGGUUGUGCCAGAGAAGAAGAAUGGCGGCGGCGGCUUAUCCAGCAUGAGCCACACGCCCGAGUUGGAGGAAGCUGUGCGCUCCUGGCGGGGCGCUGCCGAGGCGACAUCCAGACUGAGGGAAAGAGGCUGUGACGGCCGCCUGGCAGGCAUCGAGGUUCAGCAGCUCUUCUGUUCCCAGAGCGCGCCGAUUCCUGAGCACCAGCUCAAAGAAUUAAACGUGAAGAUCGACAGUGCUUUGCAGGCUUAUAAAAUAGCUCUGGAAAGUUUAGGCCACUGUGAAUAUGCAAUGAAAGCUGGUUUCCACCUGAAUCCAAAGGCAAUUGAAGCCAGUUUACAGGGCUGCUGCAGCGAGGCUGAGGCACAGCAGACAGGGCGGCGGCAGACCCCCCCGCAGCCCAUGCAGUGUGAGCUUCCCACCGUCCCCGUGCAGAUAGGAUCACACUUCCUGAAGGGCGUCUCCUUCAACGAAUCGGCCGCCGACAACCUGAAACUUAAGACGCAUACGAUGUUGCAGCUGAUCAAGGAGGCGGGCUGCUACAAUGGAAUCACACCCAGGGAUGAGCUUCCUGUGACCGAAGUACUGAACCAGGUGUGCCCGUCCACAUGGCGGGGCGCCUGCAAGACUGCCGUGCAGCUGCUCUUUGGCCAGGCCGGACUGGUGGUAGUUGACACAGCACAGAUUGAAAAUAAAGAAGCAUAUGCCCCCCAGAUAAGUUUAGAGGGCUCCAGAAUUGUGGUUCAAGUCCCGUCCACAUGGUGCCUGAAGGAAGACCCCGCUACCAUGUCCCUGCUGCAGAGAAGCCUCGAUCCUGAGAAGACCCUGGGGCUGGUGGAUGUGCUCUACACGGCCGUGCUGGACCUCAGCCGCUGGAGGGCAGGGAGGGAACAAACUUUACCCUGCAUACAGAUCCAGCUUCAAAGGGAGAUCUGCGAUUUUGGGAAUCAGGCUGACCUGCCUUCUGGGAACGGGAACAAAUCCUCAGGCGGCCUGCAGAAGACGUUCUCCAAGCUGACAUCCCGGUUCACCAAGAAAGCUUCAUGCACCAGCUCUAGCAGCAGCACAAAUUAUUCCAUCCCAAAUACCCCUUCCAAAAACCUCUUCAUAGCUGGGUGUUCAGAAGAGAAGGCCAAAAUGCCCAGCAAUAUUGAUUCAAGGUUACAAAGCAUUUUGAACAUUGGUAAUUUCCCUAGGACUACAGACCCUUCACAGUCAGCACAGAAUUCCAGUAAUCAGAUGGCCAAUGGUUUUCUCAUGGAGAGACGUGACAACUUCCUGCCAGGGGAUGAUGGCAAGGACGAGAAGGGCAUGAACUUACCAACCGAUCAGGAAAUGCAGGAGGUGAUCGAUUUUCUCUCGGGCUUUAACAUGGGCCAGUCACAUCAGGGCUCCCCAUUGGUGACAAGGCGUAAUUCUGCUGCCACAACCAUGGUGACUGAACAGAAGGCAGGAGCUAUGCCGCCCCAGCAGCCACCACUGCCAGUGCCCCCUCCACCGCGGCCACCCCAGGCUGGAGCCCACGCCCCUCUGACCCCCCAGCCCGGCCUGGCACCUCAGCAGCCGUCCCCAAAGCAGCAACAACCCCAGGUCCAGUACUACCAACACCUGCUCCAGCCCAUUGGACCUCAGCAGCCCCCUCCCCAGCCUCGGGCCCCUGGGAAGUGGGUGCAUGGCUCAGCCCAGCAGCCCGCCCAGCCAGUUGGAGCAGGUCUGUCUCCUCUCGGCCAGUGGCCUGGCAUAUGUGAUCUCAGUUCUGACGUGUACAGCUUGGGUCUGGUGAGCAGCUAUAUGGAUAACGUGAUGUCGGAGGUUUUGGGGCAGAAGCCGCAGGGACCUAGAAAUAACACCUGGCCAAACCGUGACCAAAGUGAUGGCGUCUUUGGGAUGUUGGGAGAGAUUCUGCCCUUUGAUCCUGCAGUGGGUUCGGACCCUGAGUUUGCUCGCUACGUGGCAGGAGUGAGCCAGGCAAUGCAGCAGAAGCGGCAAGUGCAACAUGGCCGCCGCCCAGGCCACCCCCGGGGCCACUGGCCCCCCAUGGAUGAUGCCCAUCGGACCUGGCCUUUCCCAGAGUUCUUCACAGAAGGGGACGGCCUGCACAGCGGCUGGUCUGGUGCUCAGGGGGACUCCGCCAGCUCAAGUGAUGAGACAUCCUCCGCCAACGGGGACAGUUUGUUUUCCAUGUUUUCAGGGCCUGACCUCGUGGCUGCUGUCAAGCAGAGAAGGAAACACAGCAGUGGAGAGCAGGAAACCAGCACGCUCCCCUCACCGCCUCUUCUUACCACCGUGGAGGACGUGAACCAGGAUAGCAAAACCAAAACGUGGCCCCCCAAAGCGCCCUGGCAGCACCCGGCCCCGCUGCCCAGCACACUGCCCAGCCCGAGCACCCCACUCUACGCAGUUGCCAGCCCCGGCAGCCAGUGGAACGACACCAUGCAGAUGCUGCAGUCGCCAGUGUGGGCCGCGACCAGCGACUGCAGCGCCGCCUCCUUUACCUAUGUGCAGACCCCACCGCAGCCCCCACCCCCACCAGCACACAAGGCAGCAUCCAAGGGCUUCAAGGCCUUCCCCGGGAAGGCUGAGCGCCGGCCGGCCUACUUGCCCCAGUACUGACCCAGGGGCAGCCUGCCUGCCUUGCCCAGAGCUGUUAGGGCCAGCAUCCCCACCCCAGGGCUGACUAGCUGGCACCAGCCCCCCCAGAGGACCAGUGCACCCCUGUCCCAGGCAGGGAUCCCUGGGGAUGUGGGUAGUUGGCAGCUCCAAGCCUUUAAGGCCUGGCUUCUCAAACUUUGGAGGCAUCAGAGCCCUGGAGGGCCAGCUGGAAACAGCUUUCUGACCCUCAGGGAGAUGCUGGGGGAUCUUUGAGCUAUAAGCUCCCCCAGUAAUUCUGAUGCAGGUGGGCCAUAGGCCACACUUUGAGAAACACAGCUCUCAAGUUUGUAGUCCCACUGUGUGUGUUGGGAAGGCCUCAGGCCUGAAGGCUGAGAGCAAAACUGACCAUUCUUCUGAAACCCUCCCCCUCCUUUUUAACACGUUGAGUGAUGACCACAUCAGUCACUGUAUUUUAUAGCUAUUUUUCAUAUAGGUUUUUAGUUAAAACAUCUCCCGCCUAAAACGCAUUGAAUAUUUUAAGAUAACAAAUAUAGAGGCUGGAUGUUUGUUCAACACUAUCUUUAUUUAAGCUUACACAAAACGGGCAGAGUAUAGAAUACUUGUGAUUGGAAGCAAUCACCUGUUUUUUCUGUGGGUGGGCAGCCAGCCCCUUGCCACCCCAAGCAGCACCCCAGGGGUGCAGUCCUGACUGGAUUUACAAAACCAGGAUCGUUUGAGAGGCGUAUUCCUGAUGGUGCAUGGAGAUGAGCCAGCUGGCUGCUGUCCGCGUGCGGGAUGACAUUGCACCUGCUGCCCUCAGAUCCACACGUGGCCAGAGGCUUUGACACAGUCUCCAAACUUGGGGGUGUGGUCAAGAGGCUGCACAAAGACACCUGCACUUGAACUUGCAGUAACAUUUGUGAGCUGGCUCAAGACAAACCAAUUAAGAUGUAGAUAGGAAUUAAUUUAAAGUCAUUUCUUUUAAAAAAAAAAAAAACACAAGAACAAAAAACCACCUCAUUUUCAGUUGACAUGUGCCAUUAAAGAGGUAACAUCCUGUGGAUUUAGGGAUAUUUUCCAGCCAGAAUGGAUCCAGAAGAAAUGAAUGGUGCUUAAAUUGAGAAAUAAUGAUACAUAUAUCUCUACAGAGUAGACAUAUCCCGCUGUAUAUUAAUUGAGGUUACAGAAGUUCUUUAUAUAAAACUUAUUUAAAUUUUUCAUAUUUCAUCUUUGAAAAAGUCUAAUUGAGAAAAAUCCAUAAUAUUUUCUGGUAUGAAAGUUGGACAGUAUUAAUAUUUUUUUUUAUAUUUUCUUAAAUCAUUAAACCAUUUUAAUAUAUAUGUUAACUACUAAUAAAUGGUUUAUUCUUUCUAACUCCAUAUAAGCUUUUCCAACAGAGAUUGUAAUAACACAUUUAUGUUCUCAUUUUUCUACGGAUAUAAGUAAAUUUAUAUUUAAAAAUACCAAAAAGAAAAAAUAUAUAUGUAUAUGUAUGUAUACACACUAAUGAUAGAGGCCCCCUGAGGUGUCUGAGCCCAGCCAUCUGAAUUUUUAGUACUGUGUUGCCAGGCUGUUUGCAGGCCUCGGGUGUCGUCUUUUGUGCUGUGUGGGGAUGCCGUUGCUGCCUGUACUUCUGAUCCUUUCACCGUGGCUUCCGAACAUUCACCUCACCAUGUUUACAGAGAACUAUUUUGUACAUAGACUUCUCCAGGCACGUGCUUUGCACCAACCCUGCGUGGCUCUUGUCUCUGUUCGCUGUCCCAGUGUGUAUAUGUCUGAGCGCGUUUGUGGCUGUUUUCCUUGUAAGGUAGUUUUGUUUCCCUUCUGUAACGUGUCCACAGUACCUUGUAUUUUCAAGUUCAAUUAUACUGAAGUACUCUUGUUUCAAUAGUGCCUCCCCAAAGACCUCACCCGGGACAGAGGUCAGCCCUUGACGCCCCAGUGCAGGUGACCUUGACACUGCUACAUUGUCACUCUCUGGUCUGUUUUUCUCGAUUAAGCGGGACGUUUUGUAAUCGCAUCUCUGUGGGCUGUGAGACUGUGUGAAGCUGUUUGUGUGGUCUCCUUGUAGGUGCUGUGUUCUCAGCACCGCCUUGCUCUGAACACUGGUAAUUCCAGGUGCUGCGCUCGGCAGAGGGGUCUUGCCAAAGCGCAUGUGUGUGCGUGUGUGAGUGUGUGUGUCCUUUGCACGGCCGGGCGUGACUGCCUUGCUCGGGCAUCAGCAGGACAUCGUGUGAAUAGUUACAACGCUUCCAAACUGGAACUCUACAUUUUGUAUCUUACUUUUAAAGCUCCUAUAAGUAAAAUAACUAUUGGCUUUAUUAAAAAUAUACAUUUAAUAAUA